AUGCCUCAAUCCAGAUCUGCCAAGCGAAAGAGAAAGCUUCAGGCCCAAUUGCCCAAGAAGCAUGUCAAGACCGCAACCAUUGUGACGCCACCCCCCGAUGGCGAUGCCACACAGUCUGAACCCAAAAUCUUGCAGACCGUCAUCUCGGACGAAGAGCUCGCCAUCACAAUCGAGACCUUGACGACCUUGGCACAAUACCCAAGCCUCACAAAGUCGAAGCUGUGCAGAAACUUGCGAACCGCCGUCUACGACUUCCGGCAAUCAUGUACCACGGGCGUCAACUCGGCCGAGGGCGCAAACCUCACCGGUCGGGUCACAGCCGCGCUCGCCGACGAAAAAUACCUCGAGGCCAAGAUCUUGCUGGCUGAAAUGCGACUGCGAGGCGAAGAACCGAAGCUGGGUGCCCUUUGUCGCUGGGUUCGGGAUCUGGACGUUGUGACGCAGCCCAACGGCGCAAGCAUCGUCAACCCCAACCGCUCUGACAAAGACAAGGAGCUUUUGGCAGUCCUUGAUGCCGUGAUGCGCGUCAGCUGCCCUGUCGAUGGCAACCCAGAGGCAAAGCUUCCCUCUCAGUUGUCCCCUCACAUAGCCUUGCAGCCUACCUGGGACUUGCGACCACGGACAGAACCACACCAAGUCUACGCCUCAGUCCUGGACAAGUCAGUCUUGUCCUCGGCGCCCGACUCGCUCUCUUCUCGCGUCCGAGUUGUCGAAACGACGCCGGGACAUGCCAGGAAACCGCCAAACCACCACCCAGCCAUCCUGUACACCACAGAACCUGAUACCGUUGACCUGUCUCAACCGCAUGCGGGAAUAACAUACCACAAGCACCCCAGCGUUCCCCAUCUCGGUCUCGCGACGGGCGUCCUCUCACCGGAGGAAUGCAAGGCCAUCGUCGCCACGGCAGAGAGCGUCGGUUUCCUGCCCGACGUCCCCGUGCGCGAGGGCGGAGAUGCCAGCGUGCUGGCCCACAACUUCUACUGGGUCGUAGAUGCCGCGUUUCACGACAAGCUCUGGGCACGCAUGGCUCCCUUUGUGCCCGCGUCGCUCAAUGGUCGCCGGUGCCGCGGUGUGAACAGACGGUUCCGGGUCUAUCGCUACGUCCCCGGGGCCGAGUAUCGAUGCCAUAUCGACGGGGCCUGGCCGCCCUCAGGAAUUCGCCCCGACGACACAUACGUAUACGACGACUCACCCGCGGAGAAGAAGCAAAGCUCGCUAUUCACUUUCCUGCUGUAUCUCAAUGACGAGUUUGGAGGCGGAGAAACAACGUUUUACAUGCCGGCACAACGCGAGGGAACACUCAACGCCUACCCUGUGCGGCCGGUCAUGGGAGGUGUCGCCGUUUUCCCUCAUGGCGAGACCAAAGGGGCAUUAUUGCAUGAGGGGACGAGUGUACGCAAGGGAGCCAAGUACAUCAUCAGGACAGACAUUGAGUACGACGUCGAGCCAUCUGAGGAAUAG
Molecule: messenger RNA, 1461 nt
Organism: Metarhizium album ARSEF 1941
Lineage: Eukaryota; Fungi; Ascomycota; Sordariomycetes; Hypocreales; Clavicipitaceae
Product: Prolyl 4-hydroxylase, alpha subunit
Exons: 1
Coding region: 1-1461 (486 amino acids)
Biological process (GO): peptidyl-proline hydroxylation to 4-hydroxy-L-proline
Cellular component (GO): endoplasmic reticulum
Molecular function (GO): L-ascorbic acid binding; procollagen-proline 4-dioxygenase activity; iron ion binding
Source: RefSeq, a predicted model, not a curated record